This is a messenger RNA of Armigeres subalbatus, 1400 nucleotides long. RefSeq lists its product as uncharacterized. The transcript is spliced from 4 exons. NCBI's taxonomy places the organism in Eukaryota, Metazoa, Arthropoda, Insecta, Diptera, Culicidae. The record is from RefSeq and is a predicted model, not a curated record. The coding region runs from base 590 to 1336 and encodes 248 amino acids.
CAUCUAUCGUAGCGGGUGACUUGUGUAACAUAUUCGCAUGUUUUAUUCCCGCGAUAGACAAUCCCCCGGACAAACAAGAUAUCUAAGCGGUUAGAGAGCGACACCAGUCAGUUGCUCAUAUUUCACUGUUCGGAAGUGACAGGCUAACCCGUCCGGGAAGGGUUCCCCGCCGAACUCGAUAAAGUUUUCUUCUCUCAUCUAAGGGUUUCGCGGAAACGGUGGCGUGCCAGUAUCGAAGCUAAAUGUGCAUCAAACGAUCAGUUGCACAAGGAGGAUCAUUAGCCUUAGAACAAGCCGCUGCUGAAUGUGGUCUAUGCAGUUGUUAUUGUUAUUAGCCGGUGGAUAAUAUUCUCUAAGUGUUGGAAUCGGGAGUUAAACAUCUUUUGUAAUUAAGCGUUGAUCUAAUGAUAUCUAUCAACAGCCUGAAAACGCCUCACAGCGCUAGGUGGGAACGUACUUGUCUGGUACACGGGGUGUAGAUCUCGAUAUAGUAUAUCAGCAUCGAGUAGUGUUAUUUAAAAUAUAAAAAUCUCGUGAAGAAGUACAGUCGGAUUUCAACAGUUAGAAGAGAAACGCGCGCGAGGCAGCAAUGAAUAGUUUAAUAAGUGCUCUGAUUGUGAUUGCCAGUUUGGGCGUUUGCCUUGCGGAUGUUGCUCCUGUUUUGCAAGUAUGCAGCCGCAAUGACGAAAAGCUUGGAGAGUGCAUUACAAAAGUGGUGGAUAAAAUUCGACCAAAUAUCGCUAAUGGAGAAUACGGUGGAGGACGCACUGCCCCAAAACUGGAUCCGUUCUCGAUUGAUAAGCUGGACAUCGAUAAUGGACCGAGCUUCCGCGCAAAGAUGAGAAAUGUGACCAUCGACGGGCUCAGCAAGUUUGAAAUCCAAAAAAUUCGCCCGGAUAUACCUAACAAGCGAUUCUACAUCACAGCGAAGGUUCCCUCUUGCUUAGUUCGAGGAAAAUACGAACUCAAUAUGAACAUUCUGCUGCUGAAAAUCGCUGGCAAAGGAAACUUCAAUUUGACAUUAGAUGACACGCUGGUGAACAUGAAAGUCCAGUACUACUUGGAACCGAAGGACGGCAAAAGCCUUUUGAAAUUCCACCCGGUAGAGCUGAAAAUCAAGUUCGACAAGGCAGUGUUCUAUCUGCAGAACUUGUUCGGGGGCGAUCCAGCCCUGGAACGGAUCGGAAACGAAGCGAUCAACGCCAACCCACACCUGCUGCUGGACGAAGUGAAACCCGCCAUCAGGGACAAUCUGCGGGACACGCUGACACUUAUCUCCAACUCGGUUGUUGAAGGAUCGGAAGAGGAUGAACUGCUUCCGAAAGGGAAAGCUUAGUUUCGGAAGCGAUGCGAAUCAAAUUGCGCUGUGAGGUUGUUAUAAAUUGUUAAUUGUUUGGUUA